Molecule: messenger RNA, 1292 nt
Organism: Exaiptasia diaphana
Lineage: Eukaryota; Metazoa; Cnidaria; Anthozoa; Actiniaria; Aiptasiidae
Product: rab-like protein 3
Exons: 1
Coding region: 7-726 (239 amino acids)
Biological process (GO): intracellular protein transport
Cellular component (GO): endomembrane system
Molecular function (GO): GTPase activity; GTP binding
Source: RefSeq, a predicted model, not a curated record
AACAACAUGGCUGCCGUCGAGAAAGUGCGUGUAUUUGUAGUUGGUGAUUCAGGCGUUGGUAAAACCUCUUUAGUGCAUCUAAUCUGCCAUGAUGRAAGUAUAUCGAGUCCAGCAUGGACAAUCGGCUGUACGGUUGAAGUCAAACUGUACGACUACAAAGAAGGAAUGCCAGGUGCCAAGACGUUUUUCCUUGAGUUUUGGGAUAUCGGUGGUUCGGCAAACCAUGAAAAGAGCCGUUCAAUAUUUUACAACUCUGUGAAUGGACUGAUCCUUGUUCACGAUUUAACUAACAAGAAAUCCUUUUUGAAUCUAAGAAAAUGGUUAAGUGAGGUUUUGAAUUCAAAUAGCUCUAGUAGUGGUGUUAAAUCGAACGACAACUGGUUUGGGAGUGAUACCGUUGAAGAUUUUGACUUGGAGCAGUUUGCAGGUACUCAGAUCCCAACGCUUGUCGUGGGAACAAAACUUGAUUUAGCAGGAUCAUCAAGGGUUAAUAAUUCAUCCAGAGGAUUGAACUUUGUUGAUGAAAUAGGUGCUGAUGUGAUGAACAUCAAUAGCACUGACACAACGCAGUUGAGAUCUGGACACGUCAACACGAGAAAAUUACGAAACUUUUUCGAUAAAGUCAUUGAAAGGAGAUUCAGUACCAGAGAUAAUUCACAGGGCUAUGGCUACUUAGAAGGACCCAAGAUAUUCCAGGAAAGAUCAACUAAAAGAAAACAAUUUUGAAAUAAGCUUAGAUGCAGAUGUAUAUAGAGUUAACGCACUAAAUCCGUGAAACAAAUACUACUGAUUACUACUAAAUAGUGUUGAUUAACAAUAGAAAACAAAGGAAUUAGCAUAAUUUAAUAUUAUUUUGUACUAUUAAAGCUUCAUGGAUUAAGUGUGUUCACUAUUAUAUAUUAAGAAUGGAAAUUCAUUUUUGUCAUCUACAAUAGUGAUCAGCAUUUUGGAAUAUUUCAGUGGUAAAGUCCAUCAUCAGUGAUAAGCAAUCUCAGGAGCAGUGUAAAUGCUCAGAAUUCAAUAUUUGGUAAAAAUUAGGAAGGUGGUAGAGUACAAACACUAAAAGCGUGCAAAACUUUGCAAAAUUUGCUACAAAAUAGUGCUAAUUAAACAAUAGAAAAUAAAAGAAUAUAGCAUAACAUAGCAGUAUUUAGUGGUAUUUAUGUUGCACAGUGUUUGUACUCUAGCCUGUAUAUUAGAAUAAUCCAGAUGUGCAUAGUCUAGGAAGGUGGGCAAUAGUCUGAUUGUCAUACAGGUUUUCAGGGCUUUCAUUAAAUUUGGAAGUAGGUGGC